AAAACCACUGAGUAGACAUUUUCACAAACCGAAAAUGGAGUCGAUCCCCCACCUCCCAUGGGAGGUAAUUGUGCACAUUCUUUGCAGAUUGCCCGUGAAAGAUCUGCGUCGCUACAGGUGCGUAUCGAAGUCCUGGUGCUCCCUCAUCGGCGGCCGCAAUUUCAUCAACCUCCACCUCAAGCACUCGCCGGAAUCCACUUCCCAGCUCGGAUUCGUGUUCGGGGGCAGCAAGGGUCUCUGGUGGGCUACCUUGAACGAUCUCAACUCGUUCGUCCGACUCACUUACCCUAUAGACAUUGGGUCUGGGAUUAGCGUUCACGGAAGCUGCAAUGGAUUGCUUGCUAUCAUGAAUCGUAGUUCGGAUAUGGCGAUUUGGAACCCUUUCAUUCGCAGGUACGUCAGAUUACCCAUCUCUGAUCAUUUCCAGUCCUUUCCGAUGCAUGAAUUCGAGGUUUUCCUCACCGGAUUUGGGCACGACCCGGUUACUGACGAUUAUAAGUUGAUGAUGCUGGUCGAAUUUAACGGGCUCUUUCGGAGAUCAUUUGACCGCGAAGUCAAGGUUUAUAGUUUAAAUGACAAAUCCUGGAAGAAAAUUGAUAAUUUCCCUAAUCACAUCAGUUAUGGUCGUAACAAUGGGGUCCUAUUUGGCAAUGCUUUGCACUGGUUGGUGAAAACCAAGCCUGAUAAUUCCAAUCUGAUUCUGUCCUUUGAUCUUGUCACCGAAACUUUCGGAGAGAUUCAGCUUCCCGAAAACAAGUGCAUUUGUGUGAAGCUUGUGAAUCUAGGAGGAUCAUUUUGUGCUGUAAUGCUGACUACUCUGUCACCCACAGUUGAGGUGUGGGAGAUGAAGGAAUACAGAGGCAAAGAGUCUUGGGCUAUGUUGUUUUCUGUUCCACCUACCAAUCCAACUCCCCCUUUCAACUUUACGAUUCCAAUCGCAUAUUUGAAGAAUGGUGACCAGGUUUUGCUUCAUGACAGUAAAAAACUCUUCGUGUAUGAUAUCAAAAGAAAGGUUCUGAUGAAAAAUGAGGCAGGCGCUGCUUUUCCUGAAAUUUGUGAUGCCCUUGUUUGUGUGAAAAGCCUGGUGGGACUUGAUUUUAGUGAAAGUACUUGGAAUACUAAGAAGCACACUGCUAAGCAGAGAGAUGAUUUCCUAUCCAAGGGAUUCAAAUUGGGUCUAUAAAGUGAUGCAGAAAAGUUGGCAGAAGCAAGGCAACAAAAGCUCUCGUUUUGGUUACAAGAAUCAUGUUUUCUGGGUUUUUCAUGAUCACACUGUGUGUUAUGGGAUUUUCAUCAUCACUCUGUGUGUUAUGUGCUCUGCUGUUUUUUUGGAAUUUUGCCAGAAGGAAGAUAACAAAAACUCUCAUUUUUGUUACCAGAAUCGUGUUUGCUUGGAUUUUCAGACAUGCACUAUAGACCUAAUUAAUCGUGAUAAAGUUUCACAUAUUUUGCUACUGAUAGUGAUUUAGUUCCAUUUUAAUUUUUGUUCUAAUGAUGUGGCUGUUACUGCUGCUUUUUAAGGAAUUUUGUUAUCUACGUUUGAUGUAGUAGUACUUUUAUACGUUGGUAUUCAAAAGAACAUCUUCAUCUGAAGUAUUCAAGUAUGGGCAG
Cuscuta epithymum is the source of this 1611-nucleotide messenger RNA. NCBI's taxonomy places the organism in Eukaryota, Viridiplantae, Streptophyta, Magnoliopsida, Solanales, Convolvulaceae. The record is from the annotation of a GenBank genome assembly.